GAGGAAUAAAGCGGCACCAUCUCUUCUAUUCUCCACUCCAACAUUUUGAAAAUUCAAGGGGAUGGAAGCCUCUCUUAAUAUGCUACCAAGCACGCAGAUGAUCAGUCCCUGGGCCAAGUUGUGUGUACUAUGGGGGAUUUUGAGUGGUCCUGCUUGGGUGAUGCUCAACAUGCUCCCAGUCACUGUUUCUUCAAGCCCUUUGGGGAGAGAAUUUGUCACUGCUUUCAUGCAGAACGGCUUGCCACGAAUGUUCCAGGGGGAUCUCAAACUGUUCAUCACAGGCUAUGCUCCUGCCACAUCCAUCACAGUCUCCAUGAAGCGACCUGCACUGAGGGUAGUGGUCAAUGUGAAUGCUGGUGAAACGUUGUCCAUAAAAAUCCCACCAGAAGCAGAGAUGGUUGGAAGUGGUAUAUUUGACAACACCCUCAUUGUCCGGGCUGACAAGGAUAUCUCCAUCCUCUCUCUUAACUACAAAUCCCACACAGCUGACACAACAAUUGUCUAUCCUGUUACAAGUUUAGGGACCGAGUAUUAUGUCAUCACUCCAACUGUGGGUACAGAUCGCUACAGAGAAGUCGCCAUUGUAGCCUGGGAAGAACCCACAUCAGUUGAGGUCCACCUAAAAGGGCCUGUUACAUUCCAGGGGAAAGCAUACCUCCGAGGAAGCUCAGUCACCAUUGCACUUAGACCUUAUCAAGCUGUGCAGCUGCAAAGCCAAAUGGACCUCUCUGGCACUAAAAUAGUCUCCCAGAAGCCAGUGGCUGUCUACAGCGGACACACUUGUGUCUCUAGACAAGUCCAGUGUGAUCAUGUUUCUGAGCAGCUUUUGCCUGUUUCCAGCUGGGGGUCCAACUUCAUCAUUCCAUCUUUACCCUUUAAUAUGGAGUAUGACAUUGUGUAUGUUUCCACUUCCCAAAGGACUCACGUCAAUUCUCAGACUGGACAAAGCAAGAGCAGCCGGGAUUUGUCUGCCGCCCGUGCGGUGCUAUACGGCAUUCAAGGCACAACUGCCCUGUCCCUCUCAGCGAGUUCUGGCAUCCAAGUCACCUUCUUCAGUGAUGGUGGUACUCAUGGAAACCUCAGAUAUGAUCCUUUCUUCAUGGCUAUCCCGGACAUCUCUAGCUACUGUCAAGCCUACUACAUCUAUGGGCAUGAACACUUUGAAAACUAUGCACUGAUCGUUGCCAAAACCUCUGAGACUACUGGGAUCACCUUGGAUAAGAGACCACUCAGCAAGCUCCAAUGGAGCCUGGUUCCUGGCACUGAAUACUCCUGGGCUGCACACAGCUUGGGACACAGAUAUGUGGUCCACACGGUAGAACAUCCCAGCUCCCCCUUUGGGCUGCUGAGUGUUGGGAUUGGAAAUGAGAAGGCUUAUGGCUCUCCAGCAGUUUGUGCCAGUGAUCCGUGCAAAUUACUCCAAUGCCGGACAAAGGAAACAUGUGAGCUGCAGAACGGCCAAGCAAGUUGUGUGCAUGAGUACAUGGGGACCUGUCAGGGCUCCACUUCCCAAGAUUUCCAGACUUUUGAUGGUCUCAUUGUGGACUUCCAAGACUCUUGCACCUACACCAUUGUCAAGUAUUGCGGCAGUGACCCCAAGCUUGUGCCUUUCACCAUUGAAGAGAAGAACAGCAACAUGGAUAGCCCCACCUCCUCCAGGCAGCAGCAAAUCCAUGUCAAGGUGUAUGGUCAUACCAUCACCAUUGACAAGGGAGAAGGUGGCCAAAUCAUGUUGAAUGGUGUGGCGGGAAGCCUUCCUGAAGCUUUGGAGGAUGGGAAAAUCAAAGUCUUCAAGAAGAGUGGACAGCCUACCCUCAAAACAGAUUUUGGCCUCCAGGUGACAUAUGGCAGCGACAAGACUACCGUGGUGACUCUCCCCAGUAGCUACUAUGGAGCUACCUGUGGGCUUUGCGGAAACUUCAAUGAAGACCCAGAUGACGACAUGAUGUAUCUCAGUGGUAUCCAAGCCGCCUCUGCCAGGGACUGGGCCAGAAGCUGGAAGGUCCAUGAUCAAGACCCUGCCUGCUCAGAUGCCUGCAGUGAGGGACAGAAGGAGCUGUACAGCAGUGAGGAGUAUUGUGGGGUCAUCAGCAAAGCUUCAGGAGGACCUUUUGGAGCAUGCCACCUCACCGUGAGCCCAGCUGGCAACUUCAAUGACUGUGUUAAUGGAAUGUGCUUAAAUGGAGGCGACAAGAAUGGGUUGUGCCAAAUGGUGGGGGCUUAUGCCACUGCCUGCGAGGAACAGGGUGUUGCCAUAGAUGAAUGGAAAAUGAUGCUUGGUUGUGAACAAAUCCAGCCUGUCAACUUGACAUAUGAGAAAUUUGGCCCAGAUGUCAGUCCUGAAAGGAAUGUUCUGCAAUCAGCUGGGGAACGCAAUGACAGCACUGCAUCCCAAACAUGCCCUGAAAACAGCCACUACGAGGCCUGUGGAAAUGCCUGCCCAGCCAGCUGCUCGGAUCGCAACGCUCCAUCCACCUGCAAAGAGCCAUGCGUGGAAACCUGCCAGUGCAAUGACGGCUUUGUCCACAGUGACGACAAAUGCAUCCCUGCUGAGAGCUGUGGCUGCACCUACAAUGGCCACCAUUACAAACCCAAGGAGGAGUUCUGGGCUGAUGAGAACUGCCAGUCCCGCUGCAAGUGUGAUCCCAGCCUAGGCAGAGUGAGUUGUUGGAGGGCCAAUUGUAAAGCCAACGAGAAAUGUGCCAUGGUGAACGGGGUGCGGCGCUGCAAGGGAAUGACUUAUUCCACCUGCAUAGGGACUGGAGAUCCCCACUACACCACUUUUGAUGGGAGAAAGUACGACUUCCAGGGUACCUGUGUGUAUCAGAUGGCAGCGGUCUGCUCCAAGGACCCCACUCUCACCCCGUUCUUGGUCACAGUGGAGAACAACAACCGCGGCAGUAAAAAGGUGUCCUUCACCAAAGUGGUGACUCUGGAAGUCUACAACAUGACCAUCAGACUGAGCCAAGAGUAUCCGCGCAAGAUUCAGGUCAAUGGAGUCUUUGUGGACGUACCCUUCUCCUAUGAAAAUAAACUGAAGAUCUACACCAGUGGAGUCCAUGGCUUCAUCAAGACAGACUUUGAUCUGAGAGUCAGCUUUGACUGGUACAGCUAUGCCAGGGUCAUUAUACCCAGCUCUUAUGCCAAUGCCAUCUGUGGACUCUGUGGCAAUGCCAAUCAGGAUCCCAGUGAUGACUUCGCCAUGAAGGAUGGAACUCAGGCAAGUGAUGAAGUCCAACUUGCAGACAGCUGGAAGUUGAGGGAGGUUCCAGGGUGCUCAGCAGGAUGCACCACUGACUGCCCAGUGUGCAAAGAGUCAGAGAAACAAACCUACGAGAGUGACCAGUACUGUGGGAUCCUCAUCAGAAAGGAUGGACCAUUCAGGCAGUGCCAGGACUCCAUUGACCCAACACCUUUCUUUGAUGACUGUGUCUUUGACACCUGCCAGUACAAGGGGCAUCACGACACCCUGUGCAGUGCCAUCAGUGCCUAUGUGACAGCCUGCCAAGCUGAGGGCAUCCAGAUUGGACAAUGGAGAUCAGCCUCCUUCUGUGGUCCUUCCUGCCCACGUAACUCUCACUAUGAAGUCUGUGGAAAUGGCUGCCCAGCCACCUGUCGCAGCCUUGCAGCUCCAGAAACCUGUGAGGAGUCAUGUGCUGAAGGGUGCUUUUGCGACUCUGGAUUCAUCCUCAGUGGGGACCAGUGCGUCCCUCCUGCAGAGUGCGGCUGUGUGCACCAGGGCAGAUACUACAAGAAGGGAGAGGAGUUCUACCCCGGCACCUCCUGCCAGGAGAAGUGCCAGUGCAUGGACAAUGGUGCCACCGAGUGCCAGAAGUUCUCCUGUGAAGCACACGAAGAGUGCAGGGUGCAGAACGGCAUCCAAGGCUGCCAUCCCAUUGGAUACGGAACAACUAUCUCGUCCGGUGACCCCCAUUACAUUUCCUUUGAUGGACGAAGUUUUAGCUUCCAUGGCUCCUGCACUUACACCUUAGCCAAAGUCUGCAGCAACGAUCCUCGGCUAGUGAAUCUCUCUGUGUUGGUGGAGAAUGAGAAGCCUGAAGAUGGGCAUCCAGCUCUAACAAGAGCAGUUGUGGUGUCUGUCCAUGGAUACACCAUUGUCCUUGAAAGGAGAAUGAAAUGGAAGGCUAUGGUGGAUGGAGAGCUCUAUACUUUGCCAAUGAAUACAGUUGAUGGGAAACUCUGGAUCACCCAAGAGGGAAACAAUAUCAUCCUCCAGUCAGACUUUGGCCUUACAGUCCUUUAUGAUACUUCAGUGUACAUCCGUGUGUCUGUCCCCAGCACCUACCAGGGACAGAUGUGUGGUCUGGGUGGCAACUUCAAUGGUGACCAGAAUGACGAUUUCAUGCUGCCCAAUGGGGAAAUCGCCAAAAGUGUGGAUGAGUUUGGGGCAUCUUGGAAGGUCCCCAUGGAUGGUGUCAGUUGCUCUGAUGGUUGUGGUGAGCAAUGCCCCACCUGUGAUACAGCCCAGACUGCACUGUACGAGGCUGAGAGCUCCUGUGGAAUGAUCCAAUCCAUGUCAGGCCCAUUCAAAGACUGCCACUCCUUGGUCAGCCCUGCAGAAUACUUCAGACAUUGCCUAUACGACAUGUGUGCAGCCAAUGGAGCAAAGGAAACCCUCUGCCAUAGCCUUCAGGCCUACGUAGCUGCAUGCCAAUUGGCUGGAGCCAAGGUCGGAUCCUGGAGAACUGCCUUAUUCUGUUCUCUCUCCUGUCCAGCCAACAGCCACUACGAGCUGUGCACCCGAUCCUGUGAUUUCACCUGUGCUGCCUUAUCUGCUCCAUCUCAGUGCACCGGAGAAUGCUUUGAAGGCUGCCAGUGUGACACUGGCUAUGUCUUUGAUGGGGCGGAAUGCGUGUCCAUAGAUCGAUGUGGCUGCGCUUAUGAUGGGCGCUACAUCAAGGCUGGAGAAACUAUCCUCUCCAAUGACUGCUUGGAGAAAUGCACCUGUCGCCCCUCAGGCCAGCUCACCUGUGAGGAGACCACAUGUGCUGUGGGAGAGACAUGUGCACUCACAGCCAAGGUGCGCAGCUGCAUAAAACAGGAGGGCCAAUGCUCCAUUGAACCCGGGGCCUGGCUCACCUCCUUCGAUGGCGCCAAAGGAAAACUCCUCUCUAGCGGUGUCUACAAGCUAGCUGCCUACUGCGAUGAGAAGUCAACAGCCUGGUUUAAGGUGGUGGUGGAUGUCAGUGAAUGCAACGACGAUGCUGUGCCAGCAGCUACAGCCAUCUAUGUCUUCUUCAGAGAUGCGUUCAUUACCGUGACCAACUAUAAGGAGACAUGGGUGAAUGGGCUCUUGGUGCAGCUUCCACUGAAAGUCUCGGAAAGCGUAUCUAUCACGGAGACUCAAGGCAGCAUCAUCAUCGAUCAAAACUCCAGGACACAGGUUGUUUUCAGUCCCAACGGCAGAGUGUCAGUGAGAGUCACAGCUGCCCUGGCCGGGAAGAUGUGCGCCCCUUGUGGGAACUUCAAUGGCAACAUUUCAGAUGACCUGAGGCUGCCCAGUGGUCAGAUUGCAGGCAGCAUUGCGGAGGUCAUUGACGCCUGGAAGGCCAGGGAUUUCAUAGACUGUUACUGACACCUGGAAGACCAGAUUCUUCUCAGAUUGCUAUAUCUCAUAGGCUGAGACAGUCUGGAAUCAUACACUGGACCUCACAAGAUGCUGCAGAUGGUAAAACCUUCAUCCACAUGGGAGAGCGUCAAAAUGCACUGCCAUGUCAAAUAUGGAAUCUGUGUCAAAUUAAUAGAGGGUAGGUCUAUCAGCGGCAAUUAACUAUAACAUCUCUGUUCAAAGGCACUGUACCUCUGAGUACAGCUGUUGAGGACUUACCAUUGGAGAUUACUAUCACCUUCAUCAGCUUGUAAGCAGUGGCAGGCCACUGUGAAAGUCAGUGUGCUCGACUAGAUGGACUUUUCGUCUCAUCCAGCCAAGCUAUUCUGAUGUCCUUUAUGUUCAACCUGUCCAAAUGGCAUAUGAACUUCUGUAGGAAUUCAGCAUCCAUACUCUUUGGUGGCUUGUGAAUUGCAGCAUAUUCAUAAUUUUCCCCUCUAAACAUGUAUAAGCAAUUGCACUUUAACACCUCAUUGUUAAAGCCAACAGGUUUGUCUAUGAAGAAUUAAAUCCUGACAACCCUC
This is a messenger RNA of Hemicordylus capensis (graceful crag lizard), 6153 nucleotides long. Its product is annotated as IgGFc-binding protein-like. Gene Ontology annotation, molecular function: protein binding. The transcript has 14 exons. The record is from RefSeq and is a predicted model, not a curated record. Bases 62 to 5596 code for a protein of 1844 amino acids. Lineage: Eukaryota; Metazoa; Chordata; Lepidosauria; Squamata; Cordylidae.